Penicillium subrubescens is the source of this 321-nucleotide messenger RNA. RefSeq lists its product as uncharacterized. The record is from RefSeq and is a predicted model, not a curated record. Bases 1 to 321 code for a protein of 106 amino acids. Lineage: Eukaryota; Fungi; Ascomycota; Eurotiomycetes; Eurotiales; Aspergillaceae. The transcript has a single exon.
AUGUCAUCAAUAUCCUGGCCAACCUACUUCGCCGCCGAACGCGCCACCUUCCAACGCGACCUCCGUAUAAUAAUCGACAUCCUCCUCACCCCCGGAGACAACGCCGAACGCCUCUCCUUCUGCCACACCAUCGCAGACCGAUCCUCCUUCCCCGGCCCCCUAUCAACCCUCCACACCGCGAACAAACCCGCCGGAAGCACGAAAGAACACCUUGCGCAGCGCCAUCUCUCCGCAAACAUAAACUGCCUCAUGUACAUGUUCAUCGACCACCCCAAAGAAGGCCGGAGCUCUUGUUUUCGAUCUCAACUCAUCACUACCUAG